Nothoprocta perdicaria is the source of this 5521-nucleotide messenger RNA. RefSeq names its product tubulin gamma complex associated protein 6 (gene TUBGCP6). The record is from RefSeq and is a predicted model, not a curated record. Gene Ontology annotation, biological process: meiotic cell cycle; microtubule nucleation; mitotic cell cycle. Gene Ontology annotation, cellular component: equatorial microtubule organizing center; centrosome; gamma-tubulin complex. The transcript is spliced from 25 exons. Gene Ontology annotation, molecular function: microtubule minus-end binding; gamma-tubulin binding. Bases 1 to 5214 code for a protein of 1737 amino acids. NCBI's taxonomy places the organism in Eukaryota, Metazoa, Chordata, Aves, Tinamiformes, Tinamidae.
AUGGAGAGCAUCACGCAGCUGUUCGGCGAGCUGUGCGAGGCGCAGCUGGCCGYGCUGCCCUGGAAGGCGCAGCUGGGCCGGCGGCGGCUCUGCAAGAGGAGCGCCCGGCGGCACCUGAGGCGCGUCGCCUACGACGCCCUCUUCAUGGACCUCUUCCGAGACGAGGCGCGCAGGCUGCACGCCAGCGCUGCCCGGCUCCCCGUCAAGAACAAGAUUUUGAUGCUGUCCUUCAACCUGAGGGUGGGCGGCCUGGGGGCCCAGGCCGAGCGGCUGGAGAGCCUCGUGGAGGAGCUGGAGGCGGCCGAUUCCCUGCCCUUCACCGAGGUCAGCUCCGUCCUGGAUCUCCUGGUGCAGCUCGCCGGAACAGGCCCCCCGCAGCUCGUGCCGCAAAAGAAGGACUAUUUCCUAAACAACAAAUACGUUGGGAGGAACGUCAAGUACCAGGGUUACGAUUAUUACGACGUGAGCGUGUUCGAGGCCGACAUCCAGUCCCUCAUCACGAGCGAGGAGUGUCAGUUGAGCGACACGAUCCAGAAGACGCUGCGGAUCAUGGAGGCGGCGCCCGGCACCGGCCUCUCGGCCAUGGGGCUCUUCUCGCAGGGCUCUCCUGCCGGCGACAGGUUCGAGAAGGAGACGCGGGUGUCGCUCUUCGGGGCGCUGGUGCACAGCCGCACCUACGACAUGGACAUCAAGCUGGAUCUGCCGCCCGUGCCCGACAGCGCCGAUCUGUCCGGACUGGCAAUUAAAGUUCCUCAAAGCAUAGACCAGUCCGAAGAUGAGGGGUUCCAGUCAGCAUCCAACCUGACUCCGGAUUCGCAGUCGGAGCCCAGUGUGACACCUGAUAUAGACCUGUGGGACGCGGUGCUCACCUAUGGACCCAGCAAGCGGAGGUGUUGGGAGAGGAUUGGAUACCCACCUGGUAAGAAAGAGGAGCCCUACCUUACUGAAGCUGGGAGAGAAGCUUUUGACAGGUUUUACAAGCUCCGAGAAGGGGAAUUGCAGCUCUUCAGUAAUACUGCCCUGCAGUUUCCACAGCUUGUGCUAAUGAAAGAACCUGAACUGGUUAAGGAUGUGUUGAAUGUCCUCAUUGGUGUGGUAUCUGCCACAUUUUCACUCAAUCAGGCUGUGCAAACGUUUGUGAUAAAGGAAGGGGUUUAUGUGUCUGGAACCUCCCCAGAGACGAUGCACAACCUACUCUCAGAAGUGGCAGAAUACGGGACCUACUACACGCGGCUGAGUCGUUUCUCUCUCCAGCCAGUCAUAGAUUCUUCAUACAACAAGGGGCUUGUGUUUCAGGCAUUCACAAGUGGGCUGAGAAAGUAUCUUCAGUAUUACCGAGCCUGUGUUUUGUCAACACCUCCUACUCUGAGUCUUCUAACAAUCACAUUUCUUUUCAGAAAAUUGGGUCGUCAAUUGAGGUACUUGGCUGAACUUUGUGGCAUAGGAACGACGACGCUGGGGAUCAGUGGCGGAGCUGGUGCUUCAUUUCCUACGGGUGUGAAAUUGCUUUCGUAUCUGUACAAAGAGGCUCUCAACAACUGUAGCAAUGAGCAUUACCCAGUUCUUCUGUCUUUGUUAAAAACCAGCUGUGAACCAUACACAAGAUUUAUCUAUGAUUGGGUAUACAGUGGUGUUUUCAGGGAUGUUUAUGGCGAAUUCAUGAUCCAGGUGAAUGAGGAUUAUCUUUGUUUCAGAGAUAAACAUUACUGGACUCAUGGCUACGUUUUGAUUUCGAAGGAAGUAGAAGAUUGUGUCCCUGUCUUUCUUAAACAUAUUGCCAAUGAUGUGUACAUAUGUGGGAAAACCAUAAACUUACUGAAGCUGUGUUGUCCCAGGCACUAUAUAUGUUGGUCAGACAUUCCCGUUCCACGGAUUUCAGUUAUUUUUUCCCUGGAGGAGCUGAAAGAAAUAGAGAGAGAUUGUGCAGUGUAUGUAGGUCGAAUGGAAAGAAUUGCCCGAUACAGUUCAAUAAGCAAGGAAGAGAAGGAUUUACGCAUGGAAAUAGCCAAACAAGAAUUAAUUGUUCAUGCUCGAGAAACUGCCAGCAAAGUGCUAAAAGCCAUUAAUGAUCGACAAAUAUCAGAGCGAAUGGCUUUGGAUGCAAAGAAACGGGAGCAGUUCCAGAAGCUGAAAGAGCAGUUUGCAAAAGACCAAGAGCGUCGCCUUGCAAUAAAACAAGAGGAGAUUGAUGAUGAUUUCAGCUAUGCCCGAGAACUCAGAGAGAGGGAAAAAAGACUGAAAGCUUUAGAAGAGGAACUGGAAAAAAAGGCAAGGCAAGAAUUAAUUGACCAUUAUAGCAAACUUUCUGAUGAUGCAGCCCGGAGGGAACAAAGAGCUUUAUGGAAAAUCCAGCGGCACAAAUUGGAAACAGCCCGUCUCAAGUUCCUGUUGGAAGAUCAAAAGCAAAUUGAGGAAAUGCUUGAAAAACUUCCAGAUGGAAACUAUAGGAGAAAAUUAGAUAUUAUUCCAUACGAACAGUGCCCGCUGCCUUUGGAUGCAAGCAUGGUUGUGCAAGAUGCACAUUCACAGGUGUCAUCUGUGAGUUUUCUGCCUUCUAGUGAGAAACUUGGCAGAAAAGAACCUGAGCCUGGCCUAGAGCACCUUGCUUCCACAGACCAAGCGUUGCCUGUGGCGCGGCCAGCAGCACAUGAGGCUGAUGAGCAUCUUCAUCCUCAAGCAGCAGGGUCUGGAUUCUGCUCCCAGCCUGCAGAGCAGGCAGGCAGCCCUCUGCACGGGGCUAGUUCCUUGCCUGAAACUGAGGUGAAUAUAGAAGACUUUUUAUCGCAACCACAAGAUGAACAACCUGUUGCCGUUAGUGUAGAAGGCUCUCUGCUGGACGAAGCAUUUCAGAACAUUAACUCUGAUCUUUCUGAGCCCUCUCAAGGGGGUAGACAUCAGCCUCUCCCAAGAGGCCCACUUGAAGCAGAGGGUGAUGCAGCAUCGUGUCUGCCACACGAGUAUGAUUUUAGUACCGUCCUCAGACCGUCUGCCGCUUGGCAGGGACACGGUAGAGCUGCAGAGAACGUGCUUGAUGCAGACUACAAAAGGCCUCAGUGGAACAUUCAUGGCCAUGCAUCCGACUCCAGCCUCAGGGUGGGAGAAUACGUGCCUCCCGAGUCCGGGGAAUGCGCACGCUCCCACGGGAGAACCAGCAGCAGCGCUUGCGACAUCCCGCCCCACCGGCCCCGCUGGAACGUGCACGGGCACGUUUCCCAAGCCCAUAUUAAAAUCGGGGAAUAUGCUUCGGAGGUAGAGCCCCCGCGGCCCAGGGGGAAUAUUCACGGACACGCCUCAGAAGGCAACAUCAAGGUGGGCGAGUACGUGUCGAACGCGGCGCCUGCGAGGCCUCGCUGGAACGUCCAUGGCCACGCGUCCGAUGCCAACAUCAAGAUCGGUGAGAACGUGUCCGAGGUCGUCUCGGCGCGGCCCCGCUGGAAUAUCCACGGGCACGCGUCCCAGUCCCACAUCAGGAUCGGAGAGCUCGUGGCGGAUACGGAGCCCCUGAGACCUCGCUGGAGCCCCUUUGGCCACGCGUCGCAGUCGAGCAUUGAAAUAGGGCAGUGGGCCCCGUGUGCGGAGAGCGACCCCAUUCCGCACCGUAGAGCCCUUUCUGGUCCCUCAUCCAGCUCCACGGUCCAGGCUCUUCUCUGCAGUGAAGAAUUAGCUCCUGCGGAGGGAAGUAGAAAGAAAGUGGAAGCAUCACAAGCUGGGAAAAAGGCCUUACCCCAGUCCCCGGCACCUGACAGCGUUCCAGUCCUUCCUGGCGCCGGCACCGAAGGUGACAAUAAGGAAGACGUAACAGAAGGGAAGCAAGAAGUUACUGUGGUUGCAGAUGGAGUCAACAAGGACUCUUCCCCAGAUUCUUCACAGAGCUUGCAGAUAGAAGAACCUGAAAAAACAAUUCCACAAGACACAGCGCCUCCAGCAGCUUUGGUUUCUGAAGCUACUGCUGCCAAGGGGAAGAAGGAAGAAGAGGGAGAGGAUACAUGGAGGAAAGAACAAGCUUAUUUAAAAGCCUUAUCGGACCAAUACUGUAUUGAAAAAUACCAAGAUAGUUAUGAUUUGAUGUCAGAACUGCCCGUGUCCCAUCUCUUGCACCACGUGAUCCCCCGCUCCUACACUUUUCCCGUGGAUCCUACGGUACAGUCGGCGACGGAUGAGACGGCUGUUCAGCUGAGUGAGCUGCUCUCUCUGCCCGUGCUCAUGAAACGCUCCAUUACUGCUCCCCUUGUGUCCCACGUGUCCCUUGUGAACAAAGCCAUAGUUGAUUACUACUUUGUGGAGCUGAACGUGGAGAAGCACUUUGAGGCGCUCAGACACUUUCUGCUGAUGGAAGACGGGGAGUUUGCCCAGUCGCUCAGUGACCUCCUGUUUGAGAAGCUCGGAUCAGGACAAACCCCAGGGGAACUGCUGAACCCCCUGGUCCUCAACUCCAUCCUCAACAAGGCCUUGCAGUACAGCCUUCACGGGGACACCAAGCUGGCUUCCAAUCUUUCCUUUGCGCUCAAGUACCUUCCAGAGGUGUUCAAGCCCAAUGCCCCCGAUGCUCUGAGCUGCUUAGAGCUCAGAUACAAGGUUGACUGGCCUCUGAACAUUGUCAUUACCGAGAGCUGCAUGAAUAAGUACAACAAGAUCUUCUCUUUCUUGCUCCAACUGAAGCACAUGGUGUGGACCCUCAAGGACGUUUGGUUUCACCUGAAACGCACUGCUUUAGUGAAUCGUGCCUCAAAUUCAGUUCAGUUCCGGCAGCUCCAGCUUUAUAAGCACGAAAUGCAGCACUUUGUGAAGGUUAUCCAGGGUUACAUUGCUAACCAGAUCCUUCACGUGACGUGGUGCGAGUUUGGAAACAAGCUGUCUUCUGUGGGCAACCUGGAAGAAAUCCACAGGACGCACGCGGAGUACCUGAACAAGGCCAUCUUCAGGGGCCUGCUGACCGAGAAGGCGGCUCCGGUGAUGAACAUCAUUCACAGCAUCUUCAGCCUCAUCCUCAAGUUCCGCAGCCAGCUCAUCUCGCAGGCGUGGAGCUUGGACGCGGGCACGCGGGCGGCCGUGCACCCCAACUUCGCGCUCAUGCAGCAGUCCUACAACACCUUCAAGUACUACUCCCACUUCCUCUUCAAAGUGGUAACAAAACUCGUAAACAGAGGCUACCAGCCACACUUGGAGGACUUCCUGCUGCGGAUCAACUUUAACAACUACUACAAGGAUAACUGAGCUGCCGUUCAGCACGCGGCUGAGCGUGGGACAGCGGGGAGCAGCUCGGCCUCGCCGUAUAGGAUCCAUAGGCGCUUCUGCAGCCAUCACGCAGAGGCCUUUUUUGGGGGGAAACCCUCUGCUUCCAGCAGCUUGAGCCGCCUCACGUGCAGAGUGAUGCCCCUGGAAGGCCCGGGCCCUGCAGGCUCCGCUGAGAACUGAUGGCGUCGCUGCACCAAGGCAGGGGCCUGGUCGCCAGGGCCAGCGAGUGUAAAACUGUACAUGUGUGAAUGUGUAAAUGUCUUAUUUGCAGUGCUGUGAACUUCCU